Messenger RNA from Darwinula stevensoni, 2031 nucleotides. Lineage: Eukaryota; Metazoa; Arthropoda; Ostracoda; Podocopida; Darwinulidae. The record is from the annotation of a GenBank genome assembly.
AUGAGCGAUAAACUAACAGAAAAAUUUGGCGAUAAUUUGGUAAGUGCAGAUAUGCGUUACGAUUUUCCUGUUUUCGAGCUAAAAAAGGUGGUUAUUUUUGAGGCUUUGAAAUUUUUGAAAGAAGAUGCGGAACUUAACUUUCAUUUUUUGACGACCUUGUGCGGGCUGCAUUUUCCUGAUAAUAGAGGUAAAGAGUUGGGUAUGAUGUAUCAACUGCAUAAUAUGCCCAAAAAUUGGCGUAUUCGUAUUUAUACGUUUAUGCCCGAAAAAGAGGUAGAUGUGCCUUCUGUUACAUCGCUUUGGCCUGCAGCAAACUGGUUAGAGCGCGAAACUUACGAUUUUUUUGGCUUUAAAUUUAUUGGGCAUCCUGAUUUGCGCCGUAUUUUGAAUAUGGACCAAAUGAACUAUCACCCUAUGCUCAACAUGAGCGAAUUAAUUAAGCCGAAGCCAACCAUAAAGGCGCCUGACAACAAAGAAUAUAAUAUUCUGAAUCUCGGACCUACUCACCCCGCAACGCAUGGUAUUUUUCAAAAUGUGUUAAAACUUGAUGGUGAAGUUAUUGUUGAUGCUCAACCGACUAUUGGGUAUAUUCAUCGCGCCUUUGAAAAACUUGCGGAGCGUCGCCCUUAUAAUCAAAUUACACCGAUUACCGACCGUUUGAACUAUUGUUCGUCGCCGAUAAAUAAUAUGGGCUGGCACAUGACAGUUGAAAAACUGAUUGGUGCAGAAAUACCCAAACGGGCAGAAUAUAUGCGUGUGAUUAUCAUGGAGUUAUCUCGCAUUGCCGACCAUAUUGUGUGCGAUACAGUAAUUGCAGUGGAUACUGGUGCGAUGACUGGGUUUUUGUAUUUAUUUCAAAGCCGUGAGCACAUUUACGAAAUUUUUGAAAAUAUUUGUGGCGCACGUUUGACGACCAAUAUUGGGCGCAUCGGUGGCAUGGAGAAAGAGUUUUCGCCGCAUACUUGGGAGUUGUUGAAUAAUUUUAUGAAAAAUUUUCCUGACCAAUUGCGCGAAUUUGAAAAGAUGGUGGUGCGCAACCGCAUUUUUAUGGAUAGAACCAUCAAUGUUGGUGGCAUUACGGCUGAGAAGGCGCUGGGCUAUGGCUUUACUGGUCCUAAUUUGCGCGCUGCUGGAGUGGAUUAUGAUGUGCGUGUUGCAAAUCCAUAUUGUAGCUAUGGCGAUUUUGAGUUUGACAUUCCGAUAGGAACGCAAGGCGAUACGUAUGACCGUUUUAUGGUGCGCCUCGAAGAGAUGUGGCAAAGUUAUCGUAUUAUUGAGCAAGCGAUAAAAAAUAUGCCUGACGGCAAAGUUCAUGCUGAUUUGCCCGAAUUUUAUUUGCCACCCAAACAAGACGUGUAUAGCAAAAUGGAAGCGUUGAUUUAUCACUUCAAGAUUGUGAUGGGCGAAACGCACGUGCCUAAAGGCGAGGUUUAUCAUAGUGUAGAAGGUGGUAAUGGCGAGUUAGGAUUUUAUUUGGUGAGCGAUGGCGGACGGACGCCGUAUCGUUUGCAAUUCCGUCGCCCGUGUUUUAUUUAUUAUCAAGCGUAUCCUGAGAUGAUUAAGGGUGCGAUGCUUUCUGAUGCGAUUUUGACGAUGAGUAGUAUGAAUGUGAUUGCGGAAGAAAUAAAAUUUUCGGAUAGCGCGAUGGCUGAAAUACAAGAAAUCGUCAGCCGCUAUCCAGCUGGGAAGCAGAAGUCGGCACUUUUGCCUGCGUUGCAUAUCGCUCAACGUGAAUUUGGGGGCUGGCUGAGUGCGCCUGUGAUGGAUUAUGUGGCAAGCAUUUUAAAUAUAAAACCCAUUGAAGUAUAUGAAGUUGCUUCUUUUUACACGAUGUUUAACCUAAAACAACGGGGUAAAUGCUUGAUUGAAGUAUGUCAAACCAGUUCUUGUUGGAUGAUGGGAGCAGAGGAUAUUGUGCGGCAUUUGGAAAAAAGAUUGGGUAUCAAAAAUGGAGAAACGACUCCCGAUGGUAUGUUUACCAUUAAAACGGUAGAAUGUUUGGGGGCUUGUGGCUAUGCACCGAUGUUUCAG